This is a messenger RNA of Aspergillus calidoustus, 1563 nucleotides long. The record is from the annotation of a GenBank genome assembly. NCBI's taxonomy places the organism in Eukaryota, Fungi, Ascomycota, Eurotiomycetes, Eurotiales, Aspergillaceae.
AUGGCCAAGGUUGACCAGAAAGUCGUUCUGAUUGUAAUUGACGGUUGGGGUGUCUCUGGCCCCGAACCUGAAAAGGUUGGCGAUGCCAUCGCAGCCGCUGAGACUCCGGUCAUGUCGGGCUUCGCCGAAGCCAACUCGAAGACCGCCCAAGGUUACACCGAACUCGAGGCCUCAUCCCUCGCCGUCGGAUUGCCCGAAGGUCUCAUGGGAAACAGUGAGGUCGGCCACUUGAACAUUGGUGCUGGUCGUGUUGUCUGGCAGGACAGUGUGCGCAUCGACCAGACACUCAAGAAGGGAGAACUGAACAAGGUGGACAACAUCGCUGCCUCUUUCAAACGCGCCAAGGAGGGCAAUGGACGUCUGCACCUCCUGGGCCUCGUCUCCGAUGGCGGUGUUCACUCCAACAUCACUCACCUCAUCGGACUGCUGAAGGUGGCCAAGGAGAUGGAGAUCCCUCAGGUCUUCAUUCACUUCUUCGGCGAUGGCCGUGACACUGAUCCCAAGAGCUCCGCCAAGUACAUGCAGCAACUGCUCGACCAGACAAAGGAGAUUGGCAUCGGUGAGAUCGCUACUGUUGUUGGACGUUACUUUGCCAUGGACCGUGACAAGCGCUGGGACCGUGUUGAGGUCGCCAUGAAGGGUGUUGUUUCCGGAGAGGGCGAGGACAGCUCAGACCCCGUUAAGACGAUCGAAGAGCGUUACUCCAAUGGCGAGACCGAUGAGUUCCUGAAGCCCAUCAUUGUCGGCGGCAAGGAGAGACGUGUGCAGGACGACGACACCCUAUUCUUCUUCAACUACCGUUCCGACCGUGUCCGUGAGAUCACCCAGCUCCUCGGUGACUAUGACCGCUCCCCCAAGCCCGACUUCCCUUACCCCAAGAACAUCCACAUCACCACCAUGACCCAGUACAAGACCGACUACACCUUCCCCGUCGCCUUCCCUCCUCAGCACAUGGGCAACGUCCUGGCCGAAUGGCUCGGCAAGAAGGACGUCCAGCAAUGCCACGUCGCCGAGACCGAGAAGUACGCCCACGUCACUUUCUUCUUCAACGGUGGUAUCGAGAAGCAGUUCCCUGGCGAAGUCCGUGACAUGAUCCCCUCCCCCAAGGUUGCCACUUAUGACCUCGACCCCGAGAUGAGCGCCGCGGAUGUCGGCAAGAAAAUGGAGGAGCGCAUUGCCGAGGGCAAGUUCGAGUUCGUCAUGAACAACUUUGCUCCCCCGGACAUGGUUGGCCACACUGGUGUCUACGAGGCUGCCGUCAAGGGUGUUGCUGCCACCGAUAAGGCCAUUGGCGUCAUCUACGAGGCUUGCAAGAAGAACGGCUACGUGCUGUUCAUCACUGCCGACCAUGGAAACGCUGAGGAGAUGCUCAACGAGAAGGGCACUCCCAAGACAUCUCACACUACCAACAAGGUUCCAUUCAUCAUGGCCAACGCCCCCGAGGGCUGGAGCCUCAAGAAGGAGGGUGGUGUCCUUGGAGACGUUGCCCCGACUGUCCUCGCUGCCAUGGGCAUCGAGCAGCCUGAGGAGAUGUCUGGAACAAGCCUGCUGGAGAAGGCUUAG